UUGGCCCACUUACGUAAUGCGCGCUCCGGGAAAGGCAUCUUCGGGCCUGCCCAUUUGGCGCCUAUCCUCCUUGUCUCUCACCUCGUCGCUCAACGCCACUGGUCGCCAGCUACAGUUUCCUGCCCAAGUCUUCUCUCUUCAAUCAAACCUUUCUCAAGACACCAUGGAUCCAUACUCCGCGCAGAACUACUACCAGCAAUACCAGCAGCAAUCCUCUGACAUCAAUCCGUACCACCAACCCUAUCAAGGGCCCAUGUACCCCAUCCCCGGGUCGUCGUCUUCCGCUCACCAUGCUCCUGUGCCAGCAAAUGCCUACGAGUACGACGUCGGUAUCCUGGCUCAGCAAAGUGUCUAUGUGCCCGGAGCCAUGAUCGACAAGCGUGGCGGUGCGGGUGGCAAGCUGGCGAAGGGAGGGAAGCGCACGACAGUCCUCCGCAAGGGCGCAGGUAAGGUGUGGGAAGAUCAGACGCUGCUAGAGUGGGAUCCUUCUUGGUUCCGUCUCUUCGUUGGUGAUCUCAGCAACGAUGUGUCCGAUGAUGUACUGGCAAGUGCCUUUAAUCAGUACACCUCAUUCACGAAAGCGAGAGUCAUCCGGGAUCGCCUGAGCGGCAAGGUUAGUAUUUGUGCUUCUUAAAUCAUUGAGUAUAUCUGACUUGGUGGUAGGCGAAGUUUGGCUUUGUGGCC
Molecule: messenger RNA, 684 nt
Organism: Fomitopsis serialis
Lineage: Eukaryota; Fungi; Basidiomycota; Agaricomycetes; Polyporales; Fomitopsidaceae
Exons: 2
Coding region: 164-634 (156 amino acids)
Molecular function (GO): mRNA binding
Source: RefSeq, a predicted model, not a curated record